Penicillium maclennaniae is the source of this 1398-nucleotide messenger RNA. RefSeq names its product glycosyl hydrolase family 79 C-terminal domain-containing protein. Bases 1 to 1398 code for a protein of 465 amino acids. The record is from RefSeq and is a predicted model, not a curated record. NCBI's taxonomy places the organism in Eukaryota, Fungi, Ascomycota, Eurotiomycetes, Eurotiales, Aspergillaceae. The transcript has 4 exons.
AUGUUUGUCACACUGCUUCUCAGCGCUGCAGUAGCGGCAGCUGUACCGACAGUCAGUCAGCGGGACAAUUCGCCAGUCUCGGUGGCUAAAGAUGCUCCUAAUACCGCUGGUGCUGCUAUCUUGCAUCCAUUUGUAUCGUUCUCGAUCGAAUUUGCAUUCUUCCCAGACUAUGCAGGCAAUUUGUCCUCGCCCAAUAAGUUCUCGAACCAGUUGUUGGAUAAUCUUGGAGAUCUUCAAGGCGUAAAGCCAUACGUUCGUGUUGGGGGGAAUACCCAAGAUCUUGCCUUAUAUGAUCCUACGCUGAAGACUUCGGUGAACGGAACCAUUGUGCCAGCGGUUUCCGAAGACUACCCGUAUCUGUUGUAUAUCGGGCCCUCGUUCUUCGAAUCAUACUACACCCUCCCUGGAACCAAGUUCAGUCAUGGCUUCAACAUGGGCAAGAAUACCACUGCAGCGAAAGAUUCGCUUCUUGCUACGGUUUCACUGGCUUGUAAGGCUCUUCAGGAUGGUAAGUUGAUGCAUUGGGAGUUUGGCAACGAGCCCGAUUUAUUCAGCACGACUACUCCAUACUCCGUACGACCUGCUCAUUGGUCAGAACAAGACUACGUCGACAAUUGGUUGUCGGGAACUGAGAUGAUUAAGCGGACGAUGGCAAGAAGUUGUCCUGACAUGGUUUCUAAUGAGAUGUUCAAAUUCAUCGCACCCUCCUUUGCAGGGAUUGGCAAUUCAUUGGAUCCAGUCAAGACAUGGGAAGACGGACUCGAUUCAGAGAAGGAUAUUGCUCUCAACUCGAUGCACAACUACAUGGGGGGUGCAGAUGUGCCGGGCGUCACGCUCCAAAAGACCCUGAUGAACCACACCGCAGUUGUCAACGUUGUCGCAAAACAUGCAAACCUCUCGCAUGUCCUAAGCGAACAGGGUCGGACCAAGGAUAUUCCCUAUAUCUUAGGCGAAAUGAACUCACUCUACCACCAAGGCAAACCCGGACUCUCCAACUCUUUCGGCGCGGCGCUCUGGGGCGUGGACUUUAAUCUGUAUUGCGCCUCGCAGAAUAUUCGUCGGACUCAUAUGCACCAGGGAACAGACUAUAGAUACGCGUCGUGGCAACCCAUUCAAACCAGCAAAACCACGAUCGGCACCAAGGCACCAUACUACGGCAAUAUCAUGGUGGCCGCCAUGCUGCGCGGUGAAGCCGACUCCACUGUCCAGGUCGUCAAUUUGCCCAUGUCAAGCGACACCGACGCCGCUUAUGCAGCCUAUGUGGGCGGGAAAUUGGCCCGUAUUGCGAUGAUCAACAUGCAAGAAUUCAAUUACACUAUGGCCGAGUCCCGCCCUCGGCCAAAUAUGCCUUCCAUCUGCCCGAUGACUCGGCCACAUCCUUAUCGCUGCAACGGCUGA